AAAAUGUUGUUGCAUUCUACAGAACUAAUUAUUUAUUUUCUUUUUGUUUUAAAGUUCAGUAAAAUAUGUUUUUAGUGUCAACAAUAUUCUGCAAUAGAUUAACUACUUUUAUCAAUGAUAAGAGAAAUAGAAGUUCAAUACUUCACUGACACAAAGAAUUUAAAUUGAAAUUGAGUGCAAAUCUAUAAUAGGAAUAUUAUUCUUUAAGGCAAUGUGGUCCACCUGGUCGCAUUCUUUGAUGUUUUUAACUUCUUAUACCUAUUUAUUGUUUGGAAAAUAAAUUAAGAAGAUUUUUUCUUAAGCAAAAUGAAAUUGAAACGAUAAAGCUAAGGGAAAAACAAAAAAUAGUUAAAUUAAGUUUGUGUUAAAGAUUCCAAAGAUUGAAUCUGAUUUUUGAUGUGUCCUAGUGAAGCUAAUCGCAUAGUUAUGGGCACACUUGUUUGAAUGUGUAUCUUUGAUAUAAAUUUCAUUUUGAGGAUCAGGACAGGUGUUAUCCCCUGUGGACAAUAGUAUUAAAAUAUGUGCAUAAAUCAUAUCUAGCCUCUAUUCCAGUUAGCACGUGUUGUAAGUCAGUUUUUUUGUAUGUACGAUUAUGAUGAAGAUAAAUAUACUUUGAAAUCAUUUUACGUCUCAAUAUUUGGUUUAUUACACAGGCUACAGAAGUUUUAUUUCAGCAGAAGACAAUCCAGGCUUGAUACGAGUAGGUGAUUUAGCCAAUCAACGUUGACCAUUUAGCGAUUAAGACCAAGAUAAUCUAAUAAGAGAAUCUUUUAUCUUAUCUUGUUAAGACGUAUUCAAGUUUGACUAUACGAUAUUUAUAUGCUUAAUCAACUAGAGCAUUUUGAAAAGAGCUCGUUUCAUCUUCAGCUAAUAAAGAAUUAGUUACUAUAUUAAUAACUAGAAACGUAAUGCACAAUUGCAUCAAAUGAUUGUUAUAAAAAGAUAAAAUGUGCAUUUUAGAUAAAAAGAUGUACAUUUCCUUUCAAUUUAGAAAAACAUUUCGUGUAAAAAAUCUUUUUUUCAAAUUAUAAGGUGGUCAAACAUAUGAAAUUAGCUCAGGUCUUAAGAUAAAGUUAUGCAGCACUGAAAAGAUUUGCAAAUCGAUUAGUUAUUUACAGUCGAUUGGCAAAUGUAAAAGGUAUAACAGUCCGGUUUACUUUUAUGUUGUUCUGAUAAACAAAAUUUGUCAAUCUUUUGAAUAAUACAAUUAAAUGAGAAAGCUUAAAAGUUAGAGCUUGAAAGUCUCUAAAAGUUAGUAGCUUAUAAGUCUAGUAAAUUAUCACGAAGAAUAAUUUGAUGUUAGUUAGGAUUUGUAAACUUCGCGAAAAAUUACGUUGCAGUGUAAAUAGGAGUUUAAACGACGCAACAAAGAACGUUAUAGACUGCACGCAUGCUAGAUAAUAUGUAGACCUUGGGUGGUUGUCUUCACUACUUUUGCUGGAUUCCUCUCCUUCUCCCACAUUUAUCUGACCAUAGUUAUAACUUUAAGCUCCUUUGGCUGUUUAUUAGAAAGCUGAAUGUUGCAUUGUACCGUUUUUUUGUAAUCUUGGAUCUAGUUAUGAUAUUGUGAAGGAUUCUUACAGAAUCCAACAGCAACAACACCAAUGGUUAACAUGUGAUAUAUACCUUCUCAAUGUGCCACGUGUAGCUAUUGCCUCACAUUUCAGACGCUACAAUAAGACCUCAUAUCUGAUAGGAGACGACGGUUGAGUUAAAUUAAAGAAUUAAAGAACGCCUGUUAGUUAAAUUAAAGAACGAUUUUUGUAAAACAGUAUAAUUAAACGGGUCAAAAAGAACCUCUGCUCAAUCAAUCACAUAUUCUAAAAAGUUUUUUAUGAAGCAGCUGUCAAGUGUGUUUGUUAAUCAACGCGCUUUCUUUAGUGACUGUAAUAAAUUGAGGCAACUUUGGCUUAAAAAGCAAAACAAGGAAUUUUAAUUAGGGCUCAAGUUUUUGCUCAAGUUUUGGCCAAUAUUUGCUCAGAAGAAUAUGGAAAAUUUGAAUGGCGGCAAUAAACAUAGAAAAAUUGUGUCUGCAAAACACAGAACAAUAGAAAAUAUAUUUACAAAUAUUUAAAAAGGUAUUGAUAUGGAUCAUUUGCCACUUAUGUAUAACUCGUCGACUGUGUUAUCCAAUAUCCUUGAUUUAUCCAUCUCAUUUAACUAUAAACUGAUUCAGCUAGAGCUAACCUGCUGGUUAUAUUAAGCAGGCUAUCGUCUACUACCACAGAUAUGUAUUCUGAUUUGUUCUUAUGCAACAGUACCGACCAAGUGUCUUUAUCGAAGGCUAUGACAACACAAGCCAUUUUGCUGCUUGCAACCGAUUUACUGGUGACGGUCUUAACAACAGUUGGGAAUGCACUAUUUAUGUUCGCAUUGUGCACAGACAAGUCACUGCACGCGCCUUCAAAUGCACUCAUUGGGUUACUUUGUGCUAGUGAUUUGUUGGUAGGGUUUAUUUGUCAACCUUUAUUUUUGGCACAUCUGUCACAACUUAUCAUGGAGUACAGGAUAGAUGGAACACAGCUCAAUGUGCUCUUUACUGUUCUUUACAACGGUAGUGGUGUAUCUUUCUUCUUCACUAUUUUAAUCAGCGUCGAUAGAUACCUGGCUGUAUGUCAUCCUUUCAAGUACCAUGCCAAAGCCACGUACACUAAGCAUCUUCUUGUGGGCAUAUCAUCAGGAUGCCUAUGGACAAUAACAUUUGGCUCUAUCAACUACGUGCAAGACGACGCACUUGUAAAUACAUAUGUGAAGAUAACUUAUUCCAUUUCUGCUUUAUCAGUAGUAAUAUUUUGUUACGCUUCAAUAUACCGCGUAAUCAGGAAACAGAGAAGGAAUGUCAUCACAAUAGGCCGAAUCUCUAGAGACGAAAUAGAGACCAAUGUCAAAAGGAAGAGAGAACAAGACAGGUCUAAAACAGUAGCCAUCAUAAUUGGCUUGAUUGUUAUUUGCUACGGCCCUUUUUUUAUAGUGAAGAUUUUGGGAAUGUUCCAGUCAUCGUUCUGCUGGAACUCUGCCAACGACUACAGCAAAUCAAUAUGGACGGCUUUCUGCAUUUUGUUGAACAGUUUGUUCAAUCCAAUUGUCUAUUUUGUACGGUCCAAAGAAUUUUCAUCAUCACUUCGCAGAAAAUUUCGACGAUGUUAUAGCCAAACUUGUUGAACAUAGACUUCCUCAUAUAACUGAAACGUUAACGCUUAAUCUGUUAUAUUGAGACAAGAUAUAUUUUCUUCUGCAGAGAUGCACAAAAUGUCAUGACCCUUUUGACAUAUGCAUCCUCUACGUCCAGUUUCAUCAUGGUAAGCUGCUUGCUACUUGGAUGAAUCCUUCCAUUUACUAGUCCUUGGGAAAUCCCCACAAAAUGGUGGAUAUAUUGCACAGCUUACUUAAAGGUAAUGUGUCCAGCUAUAGCAAGCGACUCUGCGGGGGUUUUUAGAAACAUGUGAUUUUUCAUGUCAUCGCCCCAGCCACUACGGUCGUUUGGUUUAUCUAUACUGCUGCGAGGUUAGCUUUUCAUGUGAGCAGUUUGCAUCGCAAGAAUACUAACCAAUUGCAAACUGUUAUUUUGAUGGGUGGCUUGACAAGUUGGGUAUACGCAGUCCUUUUAUAUGGACACAUUACCUUUAAGGGAAUAGAAAAAUUAAUUAAAUACAAUACAGCGUUGUCUGUUCUUGAAAGUUCAUCACUUCAAACGUAAUCUAAUCAGGCAAAAUAGCAGUUAGCAUCUUCUGUAAAAUCAGAAAUUAAUCAGAAGUUACAGAAAUUAAGAAAAUACUUGAAACACCUAUACCUUGGUAGUCCUAAAUUCUUUCGGCAAUGAACAUUUCUGUGUCACCGUGAUUUUGUACAAAUAGAUUGAUUUCAGAAAAUAAAUUGAUUGAUUGCUUAACAACUUGGUAUUUGCUUUGAAAAGAAGACUAGGCUGAGGUACUAUUAUCAUGAAUUUUAAAAGUUUAUUUUCCAAGCAUUCAGUCAUUAAGCGUUGUUCGUUGCUUCUAUUGCAGUAAACAAUUAUGAUAACCAUUGAACACUAAAGCGGGAAUUAAUUAAGGCUUCUAACUGGCUAUUGGCUUGGCCAAAUAACUCUGAAUAAUAUCUGGAUCUAAAUCAAACCGUAGUCUCUUCAUAACUUCCAGCAAAGAUAGCAGGACAAUAAAUAUAAGCAUAAAUAAAAACUUGAGCAGUUUGACUUUAUUAAAAAUCUUUGAGUAAUUAUAGAUAAUAAACAAAGAUAAUUAUAAACAAGUGACUACAAAACUGUGUAAAGGAAUUGGAAUCCCUUGCGAAGUAGGACCCACUUGUACCAAAAAGCAUACCUAGAACACAGUAUAUAUAUAGUUUCUUCAGACACAAGUACUUUGUGGAAUUCUUAACUAGGGCUGUGCCAAAAAUCAUUGACUGAACCAACAAAAUUUUAUUCUCGUAAAGCUAUUGGCGUUAUUUAUUCUGCAAAUUAUUUUGCCAGGAGUGUAAAGUAUAUAUAAGCGUUUAAAAUACGUAGUUGCGUUGAAAUUUGCAAGCUAGAAAUUUUUAAACACAUGUUUAAAGUUUCCCGAACUCUUGUAAAUGAAUUUGUUUGAACAAAAUGGCUAUAUAAAUACGAUACAAGGCAAUCCUUUCGUCGUGCUUUCUCUUUACUAACCAUAUCAAGCUACUUUAAAAUAAACUUUGUUAUUUUUUAUGGGAUUACACUCUGGGAAUUCUUAGCAAUAGACUUGAAUUAUAAGCCAAAUAAAAAUUGCUUCAACAUAAAAACAAAGUAUUAUCUAUUGCCUUACAAAAUGACAAAAGCAACCAAGAAAAGUUGAUCGACCUCUUAUAAAAAUAUUUUGAUACACAUCUUUUAGAUUUUAAUUUUUUUAUUUUUCACUUUCUUUUCUUGCUGUUGAUUCCUUCUUGUUGUUAUUCAUUCAUUCAAGUUCAAGCACUAUUGUUAAAAAAUCAUGCUAAACGCAUAGAGGUAGAUGAUAAUAGGGGUUCACUUUAGUUUUCUUCGUGUGUCCCUCAAUGCUUAAUUUAUCAAGCAAUGCAAUUAAACAAUAUUUGCUCAAAAAAAAUUGGGGUUGACAUUUCGCCGUGGCACACAAAAAGCGAAGAAACAGACGGGUGCAAAUGAAAGAUGGCAUGUUUUACUUCUAAAUUGAACCAAAGACUGGACGAACAGACUAAUAGACCUUAAGACUAACAUGAAUCACGAUAUGAAUAACGUGACAUAGACUGUAUAAAACGCUUUAGCAUAACUUUAAAGCCCUAGCCACUCCUAAAUUUUGAAAGAAGUUCCUGUCUGGAAGUUCUAUCCUACUUUCUACAGUUCUAUCCCACCUGGAACAUGUGACGCAAACUUUUUGAAAAGAUUUGUCAAUAAAAAUACUCUUAGAUAGAUAUUGAGAUUCUAGUGGAAUGGGCUAUAUAAAGGACAAAAGUUAAUAUCCAUUGUAGAGAAUUUCACCUGUCAGUUUCACCUGUCAUAUAGUGCUGGGUGCAGUAUAGGCAGAGCUUUCUCGCUUUGGUUAAUAGAGCGGGAUUCAGGGCUGUCGCUACAGGGGGUGGGGUGUGGGGGGAUGUGACACCCCCAGACCCUAACCUUGUCAGCAAAUCUUCGAAAAUGGAAGUUGUUUUGUCGGCAAACUCUUGGAAGCUGGCAAAUUUUCAGAAGAAAGAUAGAGCAUUCUACCAUUUUCAAAUAGAUAUUAUCGGUUGUUGAUGACAGCACCAGUCACUGUUGAAAUUGGUGAAAACCUAUCGAGAAUGAUUGAUGAUCGUUCAAACUCUCUUAUGCUAAAGGCCAGGUGCGGUCUGGCCCGGGUGGCAAAGUGGUGAUCCCCACCGGGCCCUCAGACAUGUAAAGUAAAGGAAAAUUACGGGCCCUUUCUGCAAAAGUUAGAGUGGGGAAGAUAAUUUCAUAGACUGAGACACUACAGUCAGAGCCAAGACCCUAACAUGCGUGCUGGCUUCACAACUAAGCAAGUCUGCGCGCAGGCCAAAGGGCCCACUAUGAUCAACAACCACUAUACAGAAAUUCUAUUUCAAAUUUCGCACAAAGAAAAAUUUGUCCUACUUUCUAGAAAAAUAAUUUGAAACUGUAUGUGGGAAUCAAGGAGCUGUUGUUUUUAGGUAGUUUUCUGGAGUCGCCAUUGUUACAUUUCUAGGUAAUAAUAAUAAUGACCUUCCAUACAUUAUCAGACGUUCCCUAGGGUUAUAUCAGUCUAAUGGAAGAAAGUUGCGCAGGAAGAAAGCUUCUCAAUUUGGGAAAUCCUUGGAAUCAUUUUUCCGAAAGAAGCGAAAUAGGACUUUUGCAAAAACAAACUUUCGCGUUUUAGUGAAAAUCAUGAACUUUGCUUGAAAAACAUUUCUAUUCAAUUGAGGUUUCCUUCUAUUUUUAUUCCACGUAAUACCAGCAAACAACGAGAAGAUGUAAAAUUUGUCUAAAGCAAUCAUUCUUUAUCAAAGCUUUCAAGAGGAUCAACAGCAAAAUUUUCUGGAUAUUUCACAAAAUAAAUUUUCGCAAAUUUAGUAUUUCGGGAAGUUUCGCGUAUAAACGCUAAAAACGCAAAAUUUUUUGCUUCCCUCGAAAGUUUCUACCCGUAAAAAUUUCUUCCUUGAAAGUAGCAAGCAACAGACAAAGGCCU
Molecule: messenger RNA, 6629 nt
Organism: Rhopilema esculentum
Lineage: Eukaryota; Metazoa; Cnidaria; Scyphozoa; Rhizostomeae; Rhizostomatidae
Product: trace amine-associated receptor 1-like
Biological process (GO): G protein-coupled receptor signaling pathway
Cellular component (GO): membrane
Molecular function (GO): G protein-coupled receptor activity
Source: RefSeq, a predicted model, not a curated record